AUGAUCAACACCACCACGGUGAUGGAAUUCCUCCUGCUAGGAUUCUCGGAAAUCCGGGGGCAGCAGCUGGUGCAGGCCCCGCUAAGCUGCAUGGCCCAGGUCUCUUUGGUGGUUCUGUUUGGUGAUUCAGAGCUGUCCGUACUCACGGCGAUAUUCUAUGAGGGCUACACCACCAUCUGCCACCCCACCAUCUGCCACCCCCAGCGCUACGACGUAGUCAUGAACAGAGAGGCCUGUGGAAAAAUGGCCGCCGUCUCCUGGCUCAGCGGGGAGCUUCUCGGGGUGAUAUCUCCGGAAAGACACGUUGUCGUUGAUGUCAACAUGACCAUGGGUAUCGCCUUUGGUUUCUUCUCCUUCGUCUCCAUCGUCAUAUCCUACAUCCACAUCUUCUCGGCCGUGCUGAGAGCUGUCCCUCCUCACGACGAGGUGGCGGCAUAUGACCACUAUGCCGCCACCUGCCACCCCGUACACUACGAACUCAUCAUGGACCGAGAUGCCAGUGGGAAGAAGCGUGGCUAUGGAUAUCGACUUCAGUUUCAUCUGCUUCGUCUCCAUCUCCGUCUCUUACAUCUCAUCUUCUCAACCGUGCUGAGGUUCACGUCCACUGAAACUAGGGCCAAAGCCUUCUCCACCUGUGUGCUCCACCUCGCCAUCAUCACGCUUUUUCUUUCGACCGGAGCCUUGGCUUACCUCAAGCCUGUAUCAGACUCCCCCUCGGCGCUGGACCUGGUGGUUUCCGUGUUCUACUCUGUGGUACCCCCAGACCUGAACCCCCUCAUCUGCAGCCUGAGGAACAGAGACCUGAAGGCCACUCUGAGGAGGUUGUUGGGUGUGACAGCAUGA
Tachyglossus aculeatus (Australian echidna) is the source of this 843-nucleotide messenger RNA. Its product is annotated as olfactory receptor 14K1-like. Gene Ontology annotation, cellular component: membrane. The transcript has 5 exons. Bases 1 to 843 code for a protein of 280 amino acids. Gene Ontology annotation, molecular function: olfactory receptor activity. Gene Ontology annotation, biological process: G protein-coupled receptor signaling pathway. The record is from RefSeq and is a predicted model, not a curated record. NCBI's taxonomy places the organism in Eukaryota, Metazoa, Chordata, Mammalia, Monotremata, Tachyglossidae.